This is a messenger RNA of Corylus avellana, 522 nucleotides long. RefSeq lists its product as uncharacterized. Lineage: Eukaryota; Viridiplantae; Streptophyta; Magnoliopsida; Fagales; Betulaceae. The record is from RefSeq and is a predicted model, not a curated record.
AUGGGCACUGUGAUUCUUCGCUCCCACGACUGCUUUCAGGGCCGGCUUCGACAUGAAGCCCUGGCCCUAACCCCUCCUCUCAAAACUCGCCGAAACCCUAACCCUAACCCUACCACCAGGCGAAAGCGAAGUCCGGCGGGGAUCCAAACCAAUCUACAGGACCGAGAUCGGAGAGAUCGGUCCGUGGUGGCUAGGGUUGCGGCCAAAAACCUGGUCAUGGGCCAGGUCAAGAUACUGAAGCGCGGCGAGAAGUUGGGCCAGACGAGGAAUGGUUGUAAUAGCAACAAGGAAGAAGAUUUGGAUUUGGUUUUGGGAUCCACGGACCGCCUCGGUCCGGACCCGGAUACUGUGAAGAAGCAGAUCAAAGUUGCGGAGUUCAAGGUCGUCGACGGAAUCUACGCCGGAUCGGCCUUCGUAACGUCGCCACCACCGAGUUCGGUUCCGGUGCCGGGGUUCCUGGGGAAGAAGCACGGCUCGGCCACCAGCGAUUUGCGACGGUUGUUGCGACUCGAUUCGGUCUGA